Molecule: messenger RNA, 1752 nt
Organism: Alternaria atra
Lineage: Eukaryota; Fungi; Ascomycota; Dothideomycetes; Pleosporales; Pleosporaceae
Exons: 1
Coding region: 1-1752 (583 amino acids)
Biological process (GO): protein phosphorylation
Cellular component (GO): nucleus
Molecular function (GO): ATP binding; cyclin-dependent protein serine/threonine kinase activity
Source: RefSeq, a predicted model, not a curated record
AUGGCCAACCCUGCAGGCGCAACGCCUUCGCUUGCCUUGCAGCGGCGAUUCAAGGGAUGCAGCAAAAUCGGCGACUACGAAAUGAUGAAGAAACUCGGAGAGGGUACUUUUGGUGAAGUCCACAUGGCGCGACAAAAGGCUACCGGCAGCAUCUUUGCGCUGAAGAAGAUUUUGAUGCACAACGAGAAGGACGGCUUCCCUAUCACAGCGCUGCGAGAAAUCAAGCUGCUGAAGAUGUUGUCGCACGAAAAUGUCCUAAAGUUGGAAGAGAUGGCUGUGGAGCGCCCAAAAGCCGAGGGCAGGAAACGCGCCAUCUUGUACAUGGUCACGCCCUACAUGGAUCACGAUCUUUCAGGUCUCCUCGACAACCCCGAAGUCCGGUUUCAAGAAGCGCAGAUCAAGUGCUACAUGCUGCAGCUGUUCAAGGGCCUGCGAUACCUCCACGAUAACCACAUCUUACAUCGAGAUAUGAAGGCCGCCAACCUUCUCAUCAACAACCGUGGACGGCUACAAAUAGCAGAUUUUGGUCUUGCGCGACACUACGACGAAGCGGUACCACAGCGAGGCAGGGGUAACGGCGAAGCCAAGCGCGAGUACACUACACUGGUCGUAACUAGAUGGUAUCGACCCCCAGAGCUUCUUCUGCAGCUCAGGAAGUACACGCCUGCUAUCGACAUGUGGGGUGCAGGCUGCGUCUUUGGCGAGAUGUUCAAACGCAAGCCCAUCCUGGCAGGCCAAAGUGACAUCCACCAAGCGCAGAUCAUCUUCGAGCUCGUCGGCUCGCCAAACGACACAAGCAUGCCCGGCUGGCACGAACUCCCCGGCGCCGACCCCAUCCGCUCCUUCGCGCCCAGCACCGGCAACAUCGCCCAGCGCUUCCGCGAACUCUCCCCCAUCGGCCUCUCGCUCAUAAAAGACCUCAUGCGCCUCGACUGGCGGAAACGAAUCAACGCCAUCGACGCCAUCGACCACCCCUACUUCCGCGAGCAACCACUCCCUAUGCGCGAGGAAGACAUCCCCCAUUUCGCCGACUCCCACGAACUAGACCGGCGCAACGCCCGAGGACAAAAACAAGCACUGCCUCCCGCACCCCAAGGUGGCACCGUAGGCGGUGGACCAAAUGGCGAGUGGGUAGGCCAGGGUCCACCACCCCAAUCCUGGCAGCAGAACGGCGACAGAAGAUACAACGGGGGUCCCCAAGACCGAGGUCCACCAGGCGUCGAUAACAGAGGCCAAAGAGGAGGCUAUGACCGCCGAAACUAUGAACAUCGUCCUCCUCCACCUCCACCAGGUGACCGCAGGCCAAACUGGGGUAACAGCGCGGAAAGAGGACAUAACGGACUUCCCGCUCCCCCCGCUGAUGGCAGACACCCCUUACCACCCGUCCCCCGGUACGGACCCGAUGGCGCAGAUCGCAGAAGAGGACCACCCCCGACUGCCGGCGGCGACACUUAUAUCCCUAGUUAUGGUGCCGAGGGACCCCGUCGCUCCCGCGAACCUGACGAGAGGAACACAAGACGUGGCAGCCGUGACUCGGGGAACUCGAGAGAAGGCGGAGGACAUACAGCGGAUGACCGCUCAGAUCGUAAUCGCGCGUAUAGGGAUCGUCCUGAUAGGAAUGACAACAGGGGCUUUGCAAGGGAGAGGAGAGAUGGACGGACGAGGAGUAGAAGUCCGGAUCGUCGGGACCAAGGCAGGAGGGAUAAUAGGGAUAAUAGGGACAGGGACGCGGAUAUUUACCGUAGAAGAUAG